Messenger RNA from Nestor notabilis (Kea), 2041 nucleotides. RefSeq names its product folliculin-interacting protein 2-like. Gene Ontology annotation, cellular component: cytoplasm. NCBI's taxonomy places the organism in Eukaryota, Metazoa, Chordata, Aves, Psittaciformes, Psittacidae. The annotation marks the transcript as partial. The transcript is spliced from 6 exons. Gene Ontology annotation, molecular function: protein-folding chaperone binding; ATPase inhibitor activity. The record is from RefSeq and is a predicted model, not a curated record.
GUUCUUUGCUGCUUUGUUAACUGCUGUGCUGACAUACCACCUGGCUUGGGUCCCAACAGUAAUGCCGGUUGACCAUCCUCCCAUAAAGGCCUUCUCCGAGAAGCGCACAUCACAGUCUGUGAACAUGCUGGCAAAAUCCCAUCCAUAUAACCCUCUCUGGGCACAGCUUGGUGAUCUCUAUGGUGCCAUAGGCUCUCCAGUGAGAUUGACUCGAACUGUUAUUGUUGGAAAACGCAAGGAAUUGGUUCAGCGCUUGCUCUAUGUUCUAACUUACUUCAUUCGGUGCUCUGAGCUGCAGGAAAAUCAGCUGACGUGGAGUGAGAAGGCUGGGGUAGGAGAGCAAGUGCUAAAUGGAAGUAAGAUCACAACUGCCCUAGAAAAGGGAGAGGUAGAGGAGUCCGAUUAUGUCGUUGUCACUGUUAAAAAUGAACCUGCUCUUGUGCCUCCAGUCCUACCUCCAAAGAAUGAUGUAAGUAAGAACAAUAGUAUUGCAGACUGGGCACAUGACCCAGAAAGCACUCAUGCUGCCCCAGCCUCUUCAAAAGAAAAGAAAGAAGCGAUAGGAAAGGCCAGUCAGAACGCCGAAGCAUCUGUUGACUGUCUAACUAGCAAUUUUCGUAAGGAAACAGCUGAUGGUAGAAAAAGAAUUGUCACUGAUACAGGAGUUGUAUCCUACCACUUUGAAGAGCCAUCUAAAUUGGAGGAUUUAACAGAUAUAAAGAAGAACAAGAAUCAGAAUGAGACAAAAGUGGAAAACCAGUUGUCUGGUAGGUCAUCUGCAUUACCUUGUCCUGAAAGGUCUUGCCACAGGAGUUCACACUUGGAAAAGGUCACUUUUCAGAUUGGAAGUUCUGCAUCACCAGAGUCAGACUUAGAAACUCAUAAAAGAGAAAUGGAAGAAAAUCUGAAAGCAUUCAGAAAAAAUCCAGAGGUGAUACAUUGUGCCUCAACUUCCACAAAUCUGCCUGUGGAUGCUUGCCGGAAUCAAAAAGAAAGUUGUGGAGCUGCCUUUAUACCCUUCAGUAAACAUGAUGUUUGUUAUGCACAAACCUCACCUUGUGAGGGGAAGGAGAAUCUACUUAACCAACAUAUAGAAAGUAAAGAAGCUGAAAUGAAUUUAGUGAACACAAUAUCUAGUGAACCAGUUUUGCCCAUGGAUAAUGUAGAAACCGUAAAAUUGCCAAGCCUGAAAGAAACUAGAACUUUAUGCUCUGGCAAUCUGCAGAACUGUUCCUCUAGCUCUGUAGAAAUAGGUUGUGCUGUCAAACAGGAUUCCCCUAAAGUAGGUGCUAAAGAUGUCCCCUAUGGGGAUGCUGGAAGAAAAAGCUCCUUCAGAGCUGAAGGGGACAUUCCAAGGAAUGAGAGUUCAGACAGUGCUCUUGGAGCCAGUGAUGAAGAAGGUGAUUGUUGUAUCCCUGAUGAAGUACAUCAUGAUAAUGUCAGCAAAAGACCUGAAGAGUUUGCAGAAGUGGAACUUCCUUUACCAAGGUCAAAUACAAUCAGCAGUCAAUGUGUGAAAAAUUUUGGAAGAUCACUUCUAGGUGGUUACUGUCAUACAUAUGUACCUGAUCUAGUGCUGCAUGGAAUAAAUAAUGAUGAAAAACUCAAGCAGUGUCUACUAGCAGACCUACUUCAUGCAAUGCAUCAUCCAGUGCUAGAUGAGCCCAUAGCAGAAGCUGUCUGCAUUAUUGCAGACACAGAUAAAUGGAACGUACAAGUAGCUACAAGCCAGAGAAAGAUGAUGGACAAUAUGAAGUUAGGCAAGGAUGUUUUGGUUUCAAGUCAAGUAUCCAGUUUAUUGCAAUCUAUUUUACAGCUUUACAAACUCAACGUCCCAGCUGACUUUUGCAUAAUGCAUCUUGAGGAUAGACUACAAGAGAUGUAUCUCAAAAGCAAAAUGCUUUCAGAAUAUCUGCGAGGACAUACAAGAGUGCAUGUAAAAGAACUAGGAAUGGUAUUGGGGAUUGAAUCCAAUGACUUGCCUUUGUUGGCUGCUAUAGCAAGUACUCAUUCCCCGUAUGUUGCUCAAAUACUCUUAUAA